This is a messenger RNA of Danio rerio (zebrafish), 625 nucleotides long. The record is from RefSeq and is a predicted model, not a curated record. NCBI's taxonomy places the organism in Eukaryota, Metazoa, Chordata, Actinopteri, Cypriniformes, Danionidae.
UUUCUUGUACUCAAUGUAUGCAGUUUGCCAUGUCAGCUUAUCAAAACACUAGGAGAAACCUGGAUGAUUUGCUUUAACAAUGAAAGCGCAGCGUAUUUUAACAGCUCUAUUGCUUGUGUGUAAUAUAACAUCAUCCUUAUGUUUUUUGGAAGUGUUCACGGAUGCGGCAUCUGCAGUUUACACAUUUUUUGAACAGGACGAUUUGCUGGUUUUUGAUCCUAAACGUUUGGAGGAAGAUUUGAAUGACUUUCUCUUCGGGCAGCACAUCGCAUCUAAUGUUGUAUUAAAAUCUGUAUCAUCAUUUAUGACUGACAGCAAACCAAACAAACCGCUGGUCCUCUCUUUUCAUGGCACUACAGGAACCGGGAAAAAUCACGUCACUAAAAUUCUUGCAAGAAACAUUUACAAAAAAGGGGAAGAGAGCAAGCAUGUUCAAAUUUAUGAUUUAGAACAUCAUUUCCCACAGAGAAGCAAGAUAGACUUAUACUCAGCUCAGCUAAAGCAGUGGAUUCAUGGAAACGUAUCCAGCUUUCCCCGCUCCAUGUUCAUUUUUGAUGAAAUGGAGGAGAUGCAACCAGAGCUGAUUGAUGUCUUAAAACCUUUUCUGGACUACUCUCUUCUAUAG